Molecule: messenger RNA, 2914 nt
Organism: Porites lobata
Lineage: Eukaryota; Metazoa; Cnidaria; Anthozoa; Scleractinia; Poritidae
Source: the annotation of a GenBank genome assembly
AUGGGUUACAAGGGGUUACAAGGGGUUACAAGGGGUUACAGGGGGUUACAAGGGGUUACAAGGGGUUAUAAGGGGUUACACGAGGUUACAAGGGGUUACAAGGGGUUACAGGCGGUUACAAGGGGUUACAAGGGGUUACAGGGGGUUACAAAGGGUUACAAGGGGUAACAGGGGGUUACAAGGGGUUACCAGGGGUUACAGGAGGUUACAAGGGGUUACAGGGGGUUACAAGGGGUUACAAGAGGUUACAAAAGGUUACAAGGGGUUACAGGGGGUUACAGGGAGUUACAAGGGGUUACAGGGGGUUACAAAGGGUUAAAAGGAGUAACAGGGGGUUACAAGGGGUUACCAGGGUUACAAGGGGUUACAGGGGGUUACAAGGGGUUACAGGGGGUUACAAGGGGUUACAAGGGGUUACAGGGGGUUACAAGGGGUUACAAGGGGUUACAGGGGGUUACAAGGGGUUACAGGGGGUUACAAGGGGUUACAGGGGGUUACAAAGGGUUACAGGGGGUUACAAGGGGUUACAGGAGGUUACAAGGGGUUACAGGGGGUUACAAGGGGUUACAAGGGGUUACAGGGGGUUACAAGGGGUUACAAGGGGUUACAAGGGGUUACAAGGGGUUACAAGGGGUUACAAGGGGUUACAAGGGGUUACAGGGGGUUACAAGGGGUUACAGGGGGUUACAAGGGGUUACAGGGGGUUACAAGGGGUUACAAGGGGUUACAGGGGGUUACAAGGGGUUACAAGGGGUUACAAGGGGUUACAAGGGGUUACAAGGGGUUACAAGGGGUUACGAGGGGUUACAGGGGCUUACAAGGGGUUACAGAGGGUUACAAGCGGUAACAGGAGUUUCCGAAAGAAAAAAUGAACACGAAUUGUACGUGGAAAAUCAGACACGCGACCUGACUUAAAAGCUGACUCGAAAUUUUUGCUUGGCGAUAUGGUACUUUUUUUGGGCAAUAAUUUUUUUUUGCAUUGAAAUGGUGGGCUUGCAGGACUAUUUGCUUGUUGUCUUACUUUAGUUACAACCUUUUAGUCAUUUAUUUACAGCUCUAAAGGGUAGGUAGAUAUUGCAAUUAUCAAAUGAUACUAACCGACUGCAACUCCCAAUUUCCACUUUAUAUUUUCGUUCGUUUGGCAGAAAAGUGCCGAAAGCCAGUUUUUGCGCUGAAAAUUAUGAUCAAAAUUUACACUUUUUCUUCACAGAUUUUUUAGCCAAAAAACUACUUUAAAAUUAAAGUCUGCAUUUAGGGCAAUUCUCAAGGCCAUACUUUAGUAUCGAGUUGCAAUUUUUUUCUUUCCUUAUUUUUGCUGGACAUGCUUCAGCCAUUUCCCGUCAGCCGGUAUCGCAUUUUUUAACUUGGCUCGUUGGUGCUCGAAAGGAAUUCUGGGUAAUUCAGUCAUACUGUGAGCGGAGAACGCUUCCUAUCCCCAUUUCAAAGAUUUUUUUCUCAGUGUCUGGCCACCCAGUCCUACUAGCGAAAUAUUUCGUGUACACCGCUUUCUUACAUGGAUUACAAGAGGUUACAUGGGCCUAUAAAGUGUGAGAGAGUUAUAAGGGAUUACAAGGGAUAGUGUGGCUACAGUGGGUUACAAAGGGCUACGAAGGGGUUACAAGGGAAUGCAAGGGGUUACAAUGGGUUACCGGGGAUUGCAGCUGGUUACAGGCGGUUACAAGGGGUUACGAGGGGUCACAGGGGGUUCCAAGGGGUUACAAGAGGUUACAGGGGGUUAGAGGGGGUUACAGAAGGUUACAAGGGGUUACAGGGGGUUACAAGGGGUUCCAGGGGGUUACAGGGGGUUACAAGGGGUUACAAGGGGUUACAGGGGGUUACAAGGGGUUACAGGGGGUUACAAGGGGUUACAAGGGCUUACAAGGGGUUACAGAGGGUUACAAGCGGUAACAGGAGUUUCCGAAAGAAAAAAUGAACACGAAUUGUAGGUGGAAAAUCACACACGCGUCCUGACUUAAAAGCUGACUCGAAAUCCUUGCUUGGCGAUAUGGUACUUUUUUGGGGCAAUAAUUAUUUUUUGCAUUGAAAUGGUGAGCUUGCAGGACUAUUUGCUUGUUGUCUUACUUUAGUUACAACCUUUUAGUCAUUUAUUUAUAGCUCUAAAGGGUAGGUAGAUAUUACAAUUAUCAAAUAAUACUAACCGACUGCAACUCCUAAUUUCCACUUUAUACUUUCGUUCGUUUGGCAGAAAAGUGCCGAAAGCCAGUUUUUGCGCUGAAAAUUAUGAUCAAAAUUUACACUUUUUCUUUACAGAUUUUUUAGCCAAAAAACUGCUUUAAAAUUAAAGUCUGCAUUUAGGGCAAUUCUCAAGGCCAUACUUUAGUAUCGAGUUGCAAUUUUUUUCUUUCCUAAUUUUUGCUGGACAUGCUUCAGCCAUUUCCCGUGAGCCGGUAUCGCAUUUUUUAACUUGGCUCGUUGGUGCUCGAAAGGAAUUCUGGGUAAUUCAGUCAUACUGUGAGCGGAGAACGCUUCCUAUCCCCAUUUCAAAGAUUUUUUUAUAAGUGUUGGGCCACCCAGUCCUACUAGCGAAAUAUUUCGUGUACACCGCUUUCUUACAUGGAUUACAAGAGGUUACAUGGGCCUAUAAAGUGUGAGAGAGUUAUAAGGGAUUACAAGGGAUAGUGUGGCUACAGUGGGUUACAAAGGGUUACGAGGGGGUUACAAGGGAAUGCAAGGGGUUACAAUGGGUUAUUAGGGGGUUGCAACGGGUUGCAGGGGGUUACAAGGGGUUACAGGGGGUUACAAGGGGUUACAGGGGGUUACAAGGGGUUACAGGGGGUUACAGGGGGUUACAGGGGGUUACAGGGGGUUACAAGGGGUUACAGGGGGUUACAAGGGGUUACAGGGGGUUACAAGGGGUUACAAGGGGUUACAGGAGGUUACAAGGGGUUACAGG